Molecule: messenger RNA, 4036 nt
Organism: Bradysia coprophila
Lineage: Eukaryota; Metazoa; Arthropoda; Insecta; Diptera; Sciaridae
Gene: Tbc1d8-9
Product: TBC1 domain family member 8/9
Molecular function (GO): calcium ion binding
Source: RefSeq, a predicted model, not a curated record
GUACAAAUCACGUUCUGUCAGUGAAUGUUGCACAAGAGAGUAGUAAAUACUUAGCUGUCAACCGAAAAUCUUUUGUGAUGUUUUUUUAUUUCGGUUUUGGAGUAAUUUCAUCUUAAAAUUACUAGCUAACCAGACAAAGUAUUUCCAUUAAUAACAGUGUUGUGCACACACCAUAUCAAUUAUCAUUUAAGAUGUGGAUCAUUCCGAAAGAGUCCAUUUUGCCUACUCCUCUUUGGGUCAAUGAAGUAACAGAAAAAACAUCAAAGUUUUUCGUUCUACAACGUCGCCGUGGACAUGAUUCGAAAGGAUUGUCGUCCCUUUUGGUGGGCACAUUAGAUUCAGUUUUUGAUACAAAACCAGCCCCAUUUCGUAUAUUACAUCAAACACCGAACUCUGAGGCUUACUAUGAAAUAGCAAAUGCUCUAACACGCGAUGAUAUUUUAAAAGACUGGCUAUGGCUAGCCACUAAUAUGUUCACUGUGCUCAUGGAAAUGGAAAGCGAGGCGGAAGUUACAAAUUUCACAAUUUGCAAAAUACAAUCACUGGUCACGCACAAUACUGUUCCAGGAACAGACGAGGAACUGGUUGAAUCGAGUAGCUUUCAAAUGAUUGCUACGAAAUUUAAGGAGCGAUUCAAGUUGCCAGACGAUGAACGCUUGGUUAAUUAUUAUUCGUGCAAUUACUCAAAAAAUAAAUUACCUAGACAAGGUCACCUGUAUUUAUCGUUAAAUCAUUUAUGUUUUUACUCGUACAUGUUUGGCAAAGAAACAAAGUUUAUUUUAAGAUACUCCGACAUAACAGAAAUAACUCGGUCGAGCAAUUCAAUUUAUGUAAAGACCCUAAACAAUCUCGAUUACACAUUUGGACUACUGUUCUCAGUGAACGAGACCUACAACCUAAUCGAGCAACUGAGUAAAAUCGCAAUGCAGAAACUGAUCAAAGAUCCAGAGAGUCCCUCAUAUGAUCACGACCCGAUAAUAUUCCGAAAACUGUCCAAGAACGUUCCAUCGAAGUCAUAUCUGUUACGUGAUUUGACCACCCGACAACAUUCCGAGGAAUAUCGAAGGGUUUUUCGUUUACCAGCCACCGAGAUAUUGGAUGGAAAAAUUAAGGCGAAUCUAUGGCUGCCAUACAAGAAACGUUACGCCAAUGGAAAUAUAUUUCUGUCCCAGAAUUUCAUGUGCUUCAAUAGCGAUGUUCAGGGGUUGGUAUCUCUGGUGAUACCUUUGCGAAUAAUUCAGAGUGUCGAAAAGAAAAACAACGAACCAGCCUCACGCUACGAGAAUCAAAUUAUUGUGGUCGCAGAAAAUGCCACCUUUGAAUUCUCCCAAGUCUUGGACAGAGAAUUUUUUAUCACAAAAAUUUCGGAGAUACUGGCCAAAGUCAAAACCCCAACACGUAUCGACCGUCCAUCGUACGAUGUCUCCUGGACCAAGCAAAUAGCAUUGAUGAAUUUCUUCAAAAUCGAUCGGAAUGAUCAAAUGAAAGGGAAGCAAGAAUCAAAGUUGAAAAAAUGGGAGGAACACUUCAAAGAAUUCGGCAGAGGAAUCACCAUGUUCCGAACGACCGAUACAGCUAAUUUGGUCAUCGACGGCAUACCCGACGUAUUACGACAAAAUAUUUGGAUGAUAUUUUCCGGAGCUCUGCAUGACAAAGAAAUGAACCCUGGACUGUACGAAGAUUUGGUCGAGAAAGCGAUGUCAAAACACACCUCUGCUCAUGAUGAAAUCGAAAGGGAUCUGCAUCGAUCUCUGCCAGAACAUCCGGCAUUCCAACAUUCCGAAGGUAUUGACGCAUUGCGACGAGUGCUACAGGCGUACGCUUUGCGAAAUCCUCAAAUUGGCUAUUGUCAGGCCAUGAACAUUGUUUCGUCUGUGUUUUUGAUAUUUUGUGAUGAGGAAGACGCAUUUUGGCUGUUGAGCGGACUGUGUGAAAAUCUAUUGCCCGAUUACUAUAACGACAAGGUGGUUGGAGCACAGAUUGAUCAGGGUGUAUUGAACGAACUCAUAGAGACGCAUCUUCCAAAUUUGCACGCUCAACUCGAUCAACUUGGCAUGAUUAAAAUGAUCAGUCUUUCAUGGUUCCUGACGAUUUUCCUGAGCGUUAUGCCUUAUGAGAGUGCCAUAAAUAUCAUCGAUUGCUUCUUCUACGAUGGCGCUAAGGUGAUAUUUAUGAUUGCGCUGAAAAUACUGGAAUGGAACCAAGAUAAAUUGCUGUCGAGUCGGGAUGAUGGUGAGGCCAUGCAAUCUUUGACCGUCUAUCUUACUGGUAUAUACAAUACGGAGUACGAAAUCAUUCGCAAGCGUGAAAACAGAUAUCGAAGUCAAUCAGUGGAGACACUCAUUCAUGAAGCGUACAUCCGUUUCGGAGAAGCAAUAUCAACUAGCAAAAUUGAAGAACUUCGAAACAAGCAUAGGCGAAAGACCGUUCAUCAGUUCGAGAUCGAGACAGAGAAUAUCAUCGUCAAACAGUUCAAGGACAAUGGGUACUUUGAAACGGACGAAUUGCGCGGCUUGUUGUCGAUUCUUCGCGAUGAGAAAUUGUGUCCUAAAAGGAACCUUACGAAGUUCAUUGAAGAAACGGUAACGCCCAUCGAAUUCGACAAAAAGGAAACGUUGGAAAUGUUUGAAAUAAAUGCAGCAACGUUAAGUGAGCAGUACAGCAAGCAUGAUGCAUUCAAAAUAGAUUUCGAUACGUUUCGACUGUUGCUGAACGAACUGACUGAUUGGGGAAAAUGUCAGAGUAUCGACUUGUCUGAGAAACUGUUUCGGUUGAUGGACAAAAAGUCUCUUGGAUACUUGGACUUCAAGCAACUGAUAUUAGCCCUGGGCAUUGUCUGUUCGAACCGGGUGACGGAAAAGCUCAAGCUUCUAUACAUUCUGCACCUUCCACCAUUGCUCUCGAAAACUGACAUUGAGUCCAGCAAGGCCAACAAAUCGAAAGGCGAUGCUGAAGUCGCAACCGAAGCAGAAGAUUUUUUCGGCGACGAUGUUUCCUUUUCGAUAGAAGCUCUACCAUCACCGUCCGAUGAAACGUUCGCCGAUAAAGCCAACAUCAACAUUACGGCUCGAUCAAGCAUGAAUAUGACACCUAACCUAAGCGUCGACUCAAAUGCGAGAUCAUCGAUUUUCUAUGUGGAUCUGCCAACGGACCGAAUGUCACAAGAAGGUUGCGAAUCAAUCGACACGAUAUCGGACAUAAGCGAUUUGGGAAAGGCCGCUAAUUUCGAUAUAUUGGACGGAUCAUCGCAAUUCAGUGACGGAAAUACAAAUGCGGUCGCUGGUACAAUGAUAUCGAACGAUUCGUCGAUUGAUACGCGAAGUUUGAGCAGUUUGCGAGUCUUUCUCGAUCAUCCGGAUUCGAAUUUCACACAGAAUAGUAUACCUGACAUGGCACAAAGGAAUUUCUUGGCAUUGUGGACAUCAAUGCUGGAAAUUGUGGGAAACUGUGAUAUUGAUAUGCAACGUGCUUAUGACAUUCUAAUACAAUUAGGUUCCAGUAAUCCUGAAGUGAAGCGGAAACAUAGUUUUGACGAGGGUUUCACUCGAGUAACAUUACCAGAUUGCACGGAUGAGGCGGAUUCCAACGGAAAUAAAUCACACAAAGCGAACAAGUCUCCAGCGAAAAGUUCACAACAACAGAAAUCGACGUCAUCAACGACAGUUGAUUCUUGGUAUUUAACAUUAAAUCAAUUCAUUGCCACAACUUUGCCUGUUAGCAAAAUUAAUGCUGCGCUAAGCAAGCGUUCACACAUCACCGACAGUAUUGAAAUGUUACAAAAGAAUCGACGCAAAUGUGUUGUUUAGACUCGGAUGCAAAAAUCCUUUUAUUAAUAGCUUGUGUAUAGUGUAGAGUUGUCGGAGAAAUUCUGAAAACCGCAAAGUUACGUAAAUGCCAAGAUUUAGUGUAAGUCGUGUCUUUGUCACAUGCCUAAAAUAUGUUUGCAGGAUUUGAUGUCUCUGAGUAUUGUACGUUUUAUCCAUAAAGUUAUUAUACACAAAAACUAUUUUAUCAAUAAAUAAAACAACGAGAAAAA